Messenger RNA from Talpa occidentalis (Iberian mole), 438 nucleotides. RefSeq names its product adrenomedullin 2 (gene ADM2). Lineage: Eukaryota; Metazoa; Chordata; Mammalia; Eulipotyphla; Talpidae. Gene Ontology annotation, biological process: positive regulation of heart rate; regulation of systemic arterial blood pressure; adenylate cyclase-activating G protein-coupled receptor signaling pathway. The record is from RefSeq and is a predicted model, not a curated record. The transcript has 2 exons. Bases 1 to 438 code for a protein of 145 amino acids.
AUGGCCCGGCGCUGGGCGCUCACCCUCGCCUGCGUCAGCCUCUACCUGCGGCUCCCGGGGACACUGUCCCGCGGCCCGGGCGGGAGCGGGCAGCCGGCCAGACCCGGGGAGCCCCCCGCGCGGACCCCUCCCGGCGGCCUGCAGCCCCAGCUCCCCGCGCCCCGGCCCGCGCUCUGGAAGCUUCAGCAGCCCCUGCGACCACAGCGCAGGGCGGCCCCGGCCCCCGCGACCCGCCGCCGGCCCCGGGCCGGCCCCCGCCCCCCGCCCCGCCGCCCCGCAGGGCCCCGCCCCCGCCACGCCCGGCUCCUGCGGGUGGGCUGCGGGCUGGGCACCUGCCGGGUGCAGCACCUCGGCCACCGCCUGUGGCAGCUGGUCGGCCCCGCUGGCUCGCGGGACUCUGCCCCCGUGGACCCCAGCAGUCCCCACAGCUACGGCUGA